AUGAAUGCGAUCCUGGCGCAGCCGACAGCCGAUGCACAAGUUGUUAGUUGUCGUGGGCUCGCCCGGCGGCGGCGGACCACUUGGACUUUUAUUGAUAAUUGUAAGCUUUUCUCAUUUAUAUUAAUCCGCAAGUCAACAAUUUUGAGAUUCGCCCCCCGCGGUGGUGUAGGAUACGACUCAAUACAUUUAUUAAUAAACGAAGAGACUAAUUGUUCACCUGCGGCGUACCUCCGCUUCGGAAAGCGCGGUCGGGCGAAGGGCGAGCGGGACGCGGCGCCACCGCCACCCGCAUUUGUGAUGCAAAUUGUUGCGCCGCAGAGCGCCGAUGCGCUUCACGCCUUACCUGCCUCGCCCGACGUAAUUAUUUUGAAAAAUAUUCAUUUGUUCGCGUUUAGCGCUUUCCUCGCCGCGCCGACUGCGUCUCGUUUCGCCGAGAAUAAGAACGGCGGCAAGAAGCGUGCGGUGAAACCGAGUCAAAGCGUGGGUAUUAGAAACGCUCCGAUUACCACGCUCGACGCUCCCACCGAGAGAUUCAACUGGUGCUUACUUCUCUUCGCGAGUACGCCGAGCUACCUCGCGUAUCUCAAAAGCUUAUUAGUCGUCGACUCGAGGGCCUCGGCCGGCAUGACCGCCAUCGUGUAA
Molecule: messenger RNA, 642 nt
Organism: Leptosia nina
Lineage: Eukaryota; Metazoa; Arthropoda; Insecta; Lepidoptera; Pieridae
Source: the annotation of a GenBank genome assembly